Clavispora lusitaniae ATCC 42720 is the source of this 1059-nucleotide messenger RNA. RefSeq names its product 6-phosphofructo-2-kinase. Gene Ontology annotation, molecular function: fructose-2,6-bisphosphate 2-phosphatase activity; 6-phosphofructo-2-kinase activity; ATP binding. Gene Ontology annotation, biological process: fructose 2,6-bisphosphate metabolic process; fructose metabolic process. The record is from RefSeq and is a predicted model, not a curated record. Lineage: Eukaryota; Fungi; Ascomycota; Pichiomycetes; Serinales; Metschnikowiaceae. Gene Ontology annotation, cellular component: cytosol.
AUGUCUCUUUUCCGAUUCACCACGCCUCCCAGUCCGCCGCUCGAGUAUCAGAUGCCCAAAACCGGCGAAACCCACAUGCGCCAGACCAGAGAGGCGCUCAACACCAAGGAAAUGCUCUCCAAAGACACGUCAUACCCAUACUUAAGCACAAAGCAAAGCAUGCCCCGAGCUGUGCAGAACGCCAGCCCCGAAAAGGGCGGCAAGCCAGAUAUUCUUCGCCCGGCGGCCCUUCCGACGCCGCUCCAAUCGCGCACCUCCACCACUUCGCUCGGGUCUCUUUUCGCGCCGGCGCCCACAGAAGUGUGCGACACCGUGCAGCGCCGCCUUGGCCCAAAGUCGCUCGUGAUGCUUGUGGGCCUCCCAGCAUCGGGCAAAUCCACCGUGUGCAACUACUUGGCUCAGCAUCUCGAGGCCCACGACUACAAGGCGCUCAUAUACAAUGCGGGCGUAGUGCGGCGCAAUGCGCGCGCGCCUGCGGGCGCCGACUUUUUCGACCCGCAGAACGUCCAGGCCGCCGCCUUGCGCGAACAGUACGCCUCGGCCGCCAUGACCACUUUGCUCAGCGACCUUGCCCACAGCAGAAUCAGCGUCGGGUUUUUGGACGCCACAAACACCACGGCGGCCCGCAGAAAGCGCAUGCUUGAAAUGGCCCUCAGCUCGGGCGUGAACUUUGCCAACAUCUACGUUUUGGACGUGGCAUGCACCGACGCCCAGUUGCUCGAACACAAUAUCGCCCGCAAGGCCGGCAACGUCGACUACCGCGGCCGCAGCGCAGACGAGGCCGUGCGCGACUUCCGCCGCCGCGCCGCCCACUACGCCCAGAUAUAUGAGCCUGUUUCUCGUGAAGAGGUGGCUCGCUUUGGCGCCACCUACAUUCGCAUCCAGGACGCCGGGCGUGCCGUUUCGAUGGCCGCCGGCCUGGGCGACGACGUCGACCAGUUGGUGCGCUCCUUUGUGUGCGACUACUACAAGAACCACGGCGCCGACUAUUGCGCGCAGGUUGUGCGGUCGAGCAAAGGCGACCAGAGUGCUGGAAGGAUUCACAGCGUUAUAGAAUAG